GUCAAAGCCAUCUCUUUUUUCUCUUCCAAUUUUUAUGUAAAUAAGUUGUUUGAACUUUAGUUAGAAAGAUUUGUGAUUUACAUCAAGUUUGGAAUUUUUUGCUUUGCAUUGCAUUUGAUGAAAUUCUAUGGUUUGAUAUGAUUAUGUUCUUUGCUAGUUUCAUGCUUAACAAGCAAAAAUUAGUUUAUCUUUCCAUGAAAUUUAUCAUGUCAUGACUUAUUCUUUGAGCCCAUUCUGAAACUUACUGACUAAAUAAAGUUUGAAACCUUUGUUUUCUUGGGGAUUCCCUUUUCAUUCUUAUGCAUUAUAGGAAAUUCUAUAUCUUAGUAUGCUUUCCUUCUUUGUUAAUGUCAAGUUUCACUGCAAUAAUAUUUAUUACUCUCUCUAGUCCAUCAUAUUAAGUGAUUUGUUGAGGUAUGACACACCCCUAAGAAAAACAUUUACAUUUAGAGAUAAAUUAAAGUUUACUUUCCACUAUUAUCCUUUUAAUUAUUCACAAACUUUUCUACUAGAAAAUGCUCAUUAAAAGCAAUGGUAAAUAUGGAAAAAGUCCCAACAAUCCUCUUGAACAUUAGAAAAUUCACUUAUUUUGAACUAUGAAAAAAGUCUCAACAAUUUACUUAAUAUGGACUAGAGGGAGUAGUAUCUAGUAGUCUCAUGAAAAUUUUUGCAUAGAGAUUUCUCUGCUCUCAUUUUGAAAUUUUCUAAUUCUUGGUUAAAGUUUGAAUCUUUCUGAUAUACCGGGGAUUCUGUGGGAUUCGGUUCUGUUUAACACCCUAUUGAAUUACUACCUCCGUGUCAUAUCCAUUAAGGAAAAAAAAUUUUGGGUUUAUUUGAUCAAAUUAGCCUUAUCAAUUAUGCUUUGAAAAUAUAAAUUUAAAUUUAUACCUUUAUUUAGUCAUUAAUGAUAGGGAUAGUAUCGGUAGAAUAUAAUAAUAUUCUCUUGAUUUUAUAAAAGAGACAAAUAAAUUGAAACAAACAUUUUUAGAAAGAAGCAACUAAUAUGAAACAGAGGGAGUAGAUGAAAUCAUAUCUUAUAAGGUUGUCAUAUGUUUGAUUUUAUGUCUUAUGAUGUUUAGUCUUUUUCUUGAUCAGGUUUUUAGUUUUCGAGAUUGUUAUCUUUCUCAGAUAGAAAGAAGAAAGACUUUGAAGACUGUUACUGCUAGAACCUCUGUGGUCAUGUACACUACUUGAUGAUGGAAACUGAAGAUAAAACGCUGUUUUGUUUCUGUCAUUGGGGUAGGAACAAUAAGGUGCUUCCAGAUGGAUCCACUUCGUAUGUAGGAGGUAUUACUCGUCAGGUUAUUGCGAAGACAGGCAUAAAGUAUAAUGAUUUUGUGAAUGCAGUUUUUGACCGACUAAGCAUUGAUCCUUCAGAUAAGAUCUUGCAUUUUACUGUGAAGUUUGAUAGAUCUCAGUUGAUAGAGCUAAGCGACCAAGAAGAUGUCAAUACUCUUUUACAAUUUAAUGAUGGUUUCGCACAUGUUUAUGUAUCAAGUUUAAAGAAGGAGCAUUUUUCUAGACCCUCGUCAGUUGGCGCGAAAAAAGUUGAACCUGUUGUUUCUGAUUUAGAACCAGAUACUAAUCCUUUACGCAAUGAUAAUGAUUUGGCAAGUCCUCUGAAGAAUGCAUGGGCUCACCAGUCAGCUGGAGACAGUGAACCUCAGCAGAAAGAGGUUGUUGGCGGUGAUGAUCAAAAGCAUGUCUGUGUAGCUAGGUCAUGCAGUAAUUCCGGCGAAAAACUAGAUCCAAAAGGAGCAGGCCUCUCUGAAGGGGGUGGGCAAAAUGACAAUAUCAAGGUUAGAACAUCUAAAGAACAGGCUUCUAGACUGCCAUUAGGUGGUGCGGAAAAAGAUGAGCAUACUUUUGAUUCUGAUUCAGAAUCAGGUACUGCUCCCGAUAGUAAUCAUCCAGAGGUGUAUGAUUAUCCUGAUCCUGAAUUUAGUGUUUUCGACAAGCAUAAAGCACAAAAUUGCUUUGACACUGAUCAGAUCUGGGCUUGCUAUGAUGCAACUGAUGGUAUGCCAAGAUUCUAUGCGCAUAUUAGGAAGGUAUAUGGUCCUGAAUUUAGGGUGAUGUUCAGUUGGCUUGAGGCUCAUCCUGAAGAUCAGAGUGGCAGAGCUUGGAUCAGCGCAGAGUUGCCUGUUGGCUGUGGAAAAUUUAAACGUGGGAGUACUGAAUUCACCUCUGAUCGACUUACAUUUUCUCAUCAAGUGCAGUGUGAAAUGGACAAAAGAGUUCUGUACAUUGUAUAUCCGAGGAAAGGGGAAACAUGGGCUCUUUUCAAAGGUUGGGAUAUUAGUUGGAGCUCUGAUCCAGAAAAUCAUAGGAAGUACAAGUAUGAAAUUGUGGAGAUUAUUUCUGAUUAUGUUGAGGAUGUUGGUGUCCUAGUUUGUUAUUUAGAUAAACUGACCAAAUUUGUUAGUCUUUUCCAGCGAUCAAGGCCGGCUGGAGUUGGUACAUUCUUUAUAAAGCGAAAUGAACUCUACAAGUUCUCUCAUCGAAUUCCUUCUUUCAAAAUGAAUGGAACUGAAAGAGAGGGUGUACCUGCGGGAUCCUUUGAACUUGAUCCUGCUUCUUUACCCCUCAAUCCAGAUGAUAUUUGGUACCCUGGAAAAGUUACAGAAGACAGCAAGGCUGCAAAUUUUGAACCUGUAGAAGAUGUUCUGCCUGCAGUUUCUCGUGAAACUAGAGUAAAAUCCAGGAAAGCAACGACAUCUCUGAAGCCGGAGGAUCGCAUCCAUGCUACUGAUGGAGAGUCUUCUAAGGUUCAAAUACCUCCUAAAAUAAUGAACGUCUCUCAGAAAAAGCGAACUCAGAUGAGCUCUUGUUCUGCCAAUGAUGGUCCUUCCUCUGGUUAUGUCGAUAAUUGUGUUAAAAAAAGCCGCUACUCAAGUCCCCGCAUGCCAGUUCAUUUGUCAUGUCAAGCUGAUAGAGAGUUGCAUUCACGCACAAAGAGCUUUGGCCUCAGCAGCUCCUUUGGAAACUCCAAAAAUCUACCAACAUUUUCAGAUGAUAAAGGUUUUGAAGAAAUUUUUUGUGAUUUUGAGAUGGACAGAUCUAUGGGAAAGUUUCAAGAAAAUCAGGGCCUAAAAAUGCUGCUCAGUCAGCUUGUGGAACAUUCAAAGUCCAGAAUGAAAAACAUCAAGUCUAUGCUCCUAGCUCAUUCUCCCAUGUGGUGAAAGCAGUCUCUAUUAACAAGAAUAGGUUUGAGAUCUAUCCAAGAGAAGGAGAGAUUUGGGCACUGUACAAGAGCUUGAAAAAAUCAGGUUUGGAUCCAGACAAGUUUGAGUAUGAGAUAGUGGAAGUCAGCGACUAUUCAAAGGACCGGAUA
Capsicum annuum is the source of this 3334-nucleotide messenger RNA. RefSeq lists its product as uncharacterized. The record is from RefSeq and is a predicted model, not a curated record. The transcript has 2 exons. NCBI's taxonomy places the organism in Eukaryota, Viridiplantae, Streptophyta, Magnoliopsida, Solanales, Solanaceae. Bases 1194 to 3182 code for a protein of 662 amino acids.